Molecule: messenger RNA, 482 nt
Organism: Sinocyclocheilus rhinocerous
Lineage: Eukaryota; Metazoa; Chordata; Actinopteri; Cypriniformes; Cyprinidae
Product: interleukin-10 receptor subunit beta-like
Exons: 3
Coding region: 54-482 (142 amino acids)
Biological process (GO): cytokine-mediated signaling pathway
Cellular component (GO): plasma membrane
Molecular function (GO): cytokine receptor activity; protein binding
Source: RefSeq, a predicted model, not a curated record
CCAUCUCAAAGAGGAAGCUGUUGAGUCAUAUUGCUCCUGUUCCUCUUGAGCACAUGACAAACAGACACUGGUUUAAAAGAUCCCUGCCACCGCUUGCUCCAUCAGUGAUGUUGUCAGUCAUGUUUGUGAAACUCAGUCUGUUGGCUCUCAUAUUCUUUGUGACAAAGGAUGUUCACCCCACCUCUGCUGAAGCAAAAGUGGCUGCACCCCAGAAUGUGAAGGUGACCUCCGUCAAUAUGGCUGCAGUUGUUGAAUGGACAUCUCCACACAAUCCCAUGAGUAACGUGACAUACACGGCAAGAUAUAUCCUGAGAAAAAACGACUUGUCCCUCUGUGUGAACACCAAAGAGCUGAAAUGUGAUGUAGGAAUACUGCCAUCUGUAUUUGGGAGCUACAUUUUUCAAGUGCGGUCAGAGGAUCAGGGGCUGUUCUCUGAGUGGGUUAAUACAGCCGAAUUUUCACCAUAUAAGCACUGUAAGUGA